Notothenia coriiceps (black rockcod) is the source of this 7828-nucleotide messenger RNA. RefSeq names its product nipped-B-like protein A. Lineage: Eukaryota; Metazoa; Chordata; Actinopteri; Perciformes; Nototheniidae. The record is from RefSeq and is a predicted model, not a curated record. Gene Ontology annotation, molecular function: chromatin binding; cohesin loader activity. Gene Ontology annotation, cellular component: Scc2-Scc4 cohesin loading complex. Gene Ontology annotation, biological process: brain development; establishment of mitotic sister chromatid cohesion; replication-born double-strand break repair via sister chromatid exchange.
AUGGAAAAUGAGGUGAAGGUCAUGGAGAAAUCAUUGAAAAUCAUUGGUGAAAAAGUGUAUGAACCCUUGUCUGUGGCCAGUCCCAUGGUUCCAGGUGGCAUAAGAAAUAUCCAUGAGGGCAAAGUAGCGGGGCAGAUGGGGAACGCAGCCAACCACCACUCAGACAGACAUGGCCCUGAGGACUAUAUGAACAUUGUACUGGCCAAUGAGGAGGGUGACUCGGCCAUGAGGAAUCCUUCUUUCUCUCUGAGGUCUCCACAGUCUGACUGCUCCCCAGCAGGGAGUGAAGGGACGCCAAAACCAGGUUCUCGUCCUCCACUGAUUCUACAGUUACCACCUCCCUAUGCCUCACCAAGAGAGGGAGGACUUGACCAGAAACAGCUGCUCCAGCAAAGGAAGAAAGGCCCAGCAGUGAAAGAGGAGAAAGAUAUGUACGACAUUGUAAGCUCUCCAAACAACGACUCGACAAAACUUACCCUCAAGCUGUCCAGGGUCAAGUCAAAUGAGUCCGAUUCAGCAGGUGAUGUUCUGCCAGGGAUGGACGAGAACUCUGACAAUAUGGAGGCAGAACUGGGCUUUCAGCAGGUGCCUGUGCUCCAGCAGAAUCUUGGAGCUCGGUUGCAUCAUGCAGGUAGUGCCAGUGGUCUCCAGCCUCCCAGUUCUCCGUACGACGAGGCAGAGCUGGAUGCCCUCGCUGAAAUUGAAAGGAUAGAACGAGAAGCGGCUAGUGAGAAGUGUUCCAAGGAGGUGCAAGAUAAAGACAAGCCACUGAAGAAGAGGAAACAGGACUCUUUUCCCCUGGAGCCAGGUGCGGGGGGACCAGGAGGACCAACGGGGGCCCCGGGCAGUGGAUCAACAGGAGGGGGCAAUGCUGGCAAACUGACCCCACAAGAGGCCACUGCAGCUGGGAACGGUGCCAGCCGACCGCCCCUCAUGGUGAGCAUCGAGCUACAGCAGGCAGGCCGAGCUGAUGGGCAGCUCGACCCCUGUCCAGCUGCCCCUAUUCCAGCCCUAGAGGCCCAACGCUGGCCUGAAGAACCAGCUAGUGGGCCGGCAGCAGUGGAGGGUUCUGACACGGCUUUACGGUUGAAACCAGAUGGAAGGCCGGAAGUAAUAAAGAACAGGGUCGAUAAACACGACAGCAGGAGAGAUGGUCGGGAUUCAUCAAAACACAGACUCGAUGAGAAGUCCUCUGAGAGACGGGGAGAUAUGCCAAAGUCAUCACACCGAGGGGAACUCGGUCGAGACAGGGACAGAGAGUCUGACAGAGAUAGGAGGCAUCGGAGCGAGACUGGUGGUCGUGACCGACGCUCACCUGACCCUCGGUGCCGAAGUGACCGAGAUAGGUACCGAGCUUCUUCUACUGGAGAGCCUGGUCGAAGCGGCAACAGGCAAGAUGGUUCCAACCCGGCCUCAUCCGCCUCUGGUGCUAAACUGCCAGAUGCAUUCCCUGCUCAGCUACUGGGAGGGCAUAGUGGCGCUCUGAAGAACUUCCAGAUCCCUAAGAUCAACCGUGAAAAGGAUGGCAGUGGCUCCAUUGAAAGUCCAAUGUGGGUACAGCCCAAGGUUAAACUGGAGAGGCUUGGAUUGGUGCAGGACUUUGAGAAGAGGCCCAAGCCUGUAGUGGUUCUGAAAAAGCUCUCCGUCGACCAAAUCCAGAGGAUCAUCCGACACAGCAAGUCUGGGAAAAACAGGAGCUCCUCAGCAAAAUCUGUCACGGGUGGCAUGGAUCCAUCAGUUCUCAGGGAUCUUCCCCCAGAGCUGCUGGCAGAGAUCGAGUCAACGAUGCCCCUGUGUGAGCGGGUGAAGGUGAACAAGAGGAAACGAAGCACUGUAAAUGACAAGCCCAAAUAUGCUGAGGUCAGCUCAGAUGACGACUUUGACGCAAAUGGAGAGUCUGCAAGGAAGCGCCAGCGCCAAGAAAAAGACCGGUCCUGGGAUACGGAAGAACGGGAGCGCCGGGGUUCGGGCGAACAUCGGAAAAUUGUGUCGCGGGACAGCCGACGGGGCUCAGGGAGCCGCUAUCGAGACUCAUCUGACGAACAUUCACCGCCACCAAGCAUAAGUGAAGUCGCCAGAAAAAUGAAGAUUAAGGAGAAGCAGAAGAAACGGAAAGCAUACGAACCCAAGCUGACCCAUGAAGAAUUAAUGGACUCGUCCACAUUCAAGAGGUUCUUAAAUAGCAUUGACAACAUACUGGAGAAUCUUGAGGAUGUGGAUUUCACUGCCAUGGCAGAAGCAGAUGAUGAUGAGAUACCUCAAGAAUUUCUGCUCGGGAAACACCAGUUGAAUGAGCUGGGCAGCGAGUCCGCCAAGAUUAAAGCCAUGGGCAUCUCCGGCAAGAUCCCAACAGAAAAGCUGGUGAAGCUGCUGAACAUACUGGAGAAGAAUAUCCUGGAUGGGUCCAAGCUCUCCACCAUGAUGACCCAUGACAACGAUGCUGAAGAUGAGGAAAAACUCUGGCGGGACCUGAUAAUGGAGAGAGUCACAAAGUCAGCAGACGCGUGUCUCACAGCUCUAAACAUCAUGACCUCAGCGCACAUGCCCAAAGCGGUCUACAUAGAAGACGUGAUAGAGCGGGUGCUACAAUACACCAAGUUCCAUCUGCAGAACACACUGUACCCCCAAUACGACCCGGUCUACAGGGUGGACCCUCAUGGAGGUGGCCUGUUGAGCUCCAAGGCAAAGCGGGCAAAGUGCUCCACACACAAGCAGCGAGUGAUUGUCAUGUUGUACAACAAAGUGUGCGACAUUGUCAGCAACAUCUCUGAGCUCCUCGAAAUCCAGCUGCUCACAGACACCACCAUCCUCCAGGUUUCUUCUAUGGGAAUCACUCCUUUCUUUGUGGAGAAUGUCAGUGAGCUGCAGCUGUGUGCCAUUAAACUCGUUACAGCUGUGUUCUCACGAUACGAGAAGCAUCGGCAGCUGAUCUUGGAGGAAAUCUUUACCUCUUUGGCCAGACUGCCCACCAGCAAACGCUCCCUCAGGAACUUCCGGCUGAACAGCUCAGACCAGGAUGGAGAGCCUCUGUACAUCCAGAUGGUGACUGCUCUGGUGCUGCAGCUGAUUCAGUGCGUGGUCCACCUCCCCAACGACAAGGAUUUCUACGACGAGUACGAGGGCAAGGUGGAUCAAGAUGUGUUGAUAACCAACUCGUAUGAGACGGCAAUGAGAACAGCACAAAACUUCCUCUCCGUCUUUCUCAAAAAGUGUGGCAGUAAGCAGGGAGAAGAAGAUUACCGGCCUUUGUUUGAGAACUUUGUCCAGGACCUGUUAUCGACUGUAAACAAACCAGAGUGGCCGGCUGCAGAGCUGCUGCUCAGUUUGCUUGGCAGACUACUGGUACACCAGUUCAGUAACAAGCAGACAGAGAUGGCUCUGAGAGUAGCGUCUCUGGACUACCUGGGCACAGUGGCUGCCCGCCUGAGGAAGGACGCGGUCACCAGCAAAAUGGACCAGAGAUCAAUUGAUCGAAUAUUGAAAGAGUCUCAAGGUAAUGAUGAGACCCAGCAGCUGCAGAAGGCUCUCCUGGACUACAUGGAGGAAAAUGCUGAGACUGAUGCCUCACUGGUGUUUGCUAGAAAGUUCUACAUUGCCCAGUGGUUCCGGGACACCACGACAGAGGCUGAGAAGUCCAUGAGGAACCAGAACCCGAAGGAUGAAGACUCAUCGGACGGACCGCAACAUGCCAAGGAGAUAGAAACGACCGGGGAAAUUAUGCAACGUGCUGAGAAGCGCAAGAAGUUUUUGCGCAACAUCAUCAAGGCCACGCCAGCUCACUUUGCCACACUGAAAAUGAACUCUGACACUGUGGACUAUGAGGACUCCUGUCUGAUUGUGCGUUAUUUGGCCUCCAUGAGGCCGUUCGCCCAUAGCUUUGAUAUUUAUUUAACACAGAUUCUGCGAGUCCUUGGGGAAAGUGCCAUCGCCGUAAGGACUAAAGCCAUGAAAUGUCUGUCCGAGGUUGUGGCUGUGGACCCCAGCAUACUGGCAAGGUCCGACAUGCAGCGGGGCGUCCACGGCCGUUUGAUGGACAACUCUACCAGUGUGAGAGAGGCAGCUGUGGAGCUGCUGGGCAAGUUUGUGCUCAGCAGACCCCAACUCACUGAGCAGUACUAUGACAUGCUCACAGAGAGGAUACUGGACACUGGUAUCAGCGUAAGAAAGCGAGUGAUCAAGAUCCUCAGAGACAUCUGCCUGGAGCAGCCCACCUUCAGUAAGAUCACUGAGAUGUGUGUGAGGAUGAUCCGCAGGGUCAAUGACGAGGAAGGAAUCAAGAAAUUGGUGAAUGAAACAUUCCAGAAGUUGUGGUUUACUCCGACUCCCGCCAAUGACAAAGUAUCCAUGACCAGAAAGAUCCUCAACAUCACUGAUGUGGUUUCAGCGUGUCGAGACACCGGCUAUGACUGGUUUGAACAGCUUCUUCAGAAUCUUCUAAAGUCUGAAGAGGAUGCAUCGUAUAAACCAGCCAAAAAGGCCUGUGUGCAGCUUGUUGACAAUCUAGUGGAGCACAUCCUCAAAUACGAGGAAUCUCUUUCAGAGAACAAAGGUGUAAACUCAACACGGCUAGUGUCGUGCAUCACCACCUUGUACUUAUUCAGCAAGAUCAGGGCCCAGCUCAUGGUCAAACAUGCCAUGACCAUGCAACCCUACCUGACCACAAAGUGUAACACUGCCAAUGACUUCAUGGUCAUCUGUAACGUGGCCAAGAUCUUGGAGCUUGUGGUUCCUCUGAUGGAGCAUCCCAGUGAGACUUACCUUGCCACCAUCGAAGAAGACCUCAUGAAGCUCAUCAUCAAAUAUGGCAUGACGGUGGUCCAACACUGUGUGAGCUGUCUCGGAGCUGUUGUCAACAAAGUCACGCACAACUAUAAGUUUGUGUGGGCUUGCUUCAACAGAUUCUAUGGUGCACUUAACAAGCUGAAGGUGCAGCAUCACGAGGAUCCCAACAGCACCACGCUGGUAGCAAACAAGCCCUUCCUGCUGCGAUCGCUCUUCACUGUGGGGGCCCUGGCUCGGCACUUUGACUUUGAUCUGGAGGAGUUCAAAGGAACCAACAAAGUUGUUAUCAAGGAGAAAGUUCUUGAGCUGCUGGUUUACUUCACCAAACAUGAAGACGAGGAGGUCAAGACCAAAGCCAUCAUCGGCUUAGGCUUCCUUGUGAUCAUGCAUCCCAGCCAGAUGUUUAUGCCUGAGGUGAAGAAUUUGUACAACGGCAUCCUGGCUGACAGGGCCUCCUCCAUCAACCUCAAAAUCCAGAUCCUUAAAAACCUCCAGACAUAUCUUCAGGAGGAAGACACGCGGAUGCAGUACGCAGACAGAGAUUGGAAGAAACUGUCCAAACAGGAGGAUCUGAAGGAGAUGGGAGACAUCUCAUCAGGGAUGAGCAGCUCCAUCAUGCAGCUUUAUCUGAAACAGGUGUUGGAGGCGUUCUUCCACACGCAGUCCAGUGUACGGCACUUUGCUCUCAACGUCAUCGCUCUCACACUCAACCAGGGUCUCAUCCAUCCUGUACAGUGUGUACCCUACCUCAUUGCAAUGGGAACAGACCCAGAGAGCAGCAUGAGGAUCAAAUCUGACCAGCAGCUGGUGGAGAUUGACAAGAAGUACACGGGAUUCAUCCAUAUGAAGGCAGUUGCUGGGAUGAAGAUGUCGUACAUCUUGCAGCAGGCCAUCGAAUCGUCUCGCAGGAACAUCAUCAGAGGAUUCAGACAGGAGGAGACGACCUCCGCUCUCUGCGCCCACCUCUUCUCUAUGAUCCGGGGGAACCGGCAGCACCGGAGGGCUUUCCUCAUCUCGCUGCUGAACCUCUUCGAUGACAGUUCUAGGACGGAAGUGAACAUGCUGCUGUUUGUAGCAGACAACCUGGCCUGUUUCCCAUACCAGAGCCAGGAGGAGCCUCUCUUCAUUAUGCACCACAUAAGGAGGAGGAAAAGAUUCAUUGAGAUUCUCCCAGGCAAUGAGGAAGGAAAAAAUGAAAAGGAAGAUGUGGUACGGCGGCCUAAAAAGGCCCAAAAACCUGUUCCAGAGUCGGAGAGCUCAGAGUCCGAUCUGGAGGAUUUGGAUUUGGAGGAUGUGGAAAAAGUGAUGAGGCUCCUCCCAGACAAUCCCACAGGUCUCUUGGACUUUGCUAACUCUGUUCAGGGCAUCUUGUUGCUUCUGGUGCUCAAACAGCAUCUGAAGAACCAAUAUGGAUUCUCUGAUGGCAAAAUUCAGAAGUACUCUCCAACAGAGUCAGCCAAGGUGUACGAUAAGGCGGUGAACAGGAAAAACACUGUUGUCUUCCACCCGCGACAAACCAUCGACUUCAUCUCCAACAACAUGUUUCGUGCCACACUGUCAAACGAUGUCAAGAGGCGAAUUGUCCGACAGUACCUAGAUUUCAAGGUUCUGAUGGAACAUCUGGACCCAGACGAGGAGGAUGAGGAGGGAGAAGCGUCUGCCAGCGCUAACAUCAGAAACAAAGCCAUAAGCGCCCUCCUGGGAGGCUCCGGCCCCAUGUCGGGACCCAGCCCUCGCAACCAGGCUGGACCAGAGACUGAUGACGACUACAGUGAUGGCGACGAAAAGACCCCAGGGUCCUCUCGAAGGUCAAGGCGAGCAGUUGACUCCAUGAACGAGAUAGUGGAGUCCAUGGAUGUGAUUGCUCUUUGCUGUCCGAAAUACAAGGACCGGCCGCAAAUAGCUCGAGUCAUCCAGAAGACCUCCAAUGGAUACCACAUCCACUGGAUGGCCGGCUCCUACUCGGGGCCCUGGGCAGACGCCAAGAAACGCGAUGGCCGCAAACAGGUGCCUUGGGUGGACACUAUUAAGGAGUCGGACAUCAUUUACAAGAAGAUUGCCUUGACCAGCAACCACAAACUGAGCAACAAAGUAGUACAGACUUUACGCUCACUGUAUGCAGCGCGGGAAGGAGGGGCUAGCUAAUGGCUCCCGUGUGAUUUUUUUUUUUUUUUUUUUGUCCCCCUUACCCAUUUCUACUUUAUCAAAAUCCUCCUCUUCCCUGCUCCUCCUCCUCCUCCUCAACCUGCCACCUCCAACAACACAGCCAAACUUCACUGGAUUCCUACCCUGCUCCUCUUCUUCCUCAUUUUUGUAAGAAAGACACAAGAGGGCAAGAAUAUUUGACACUACAUGCUUUUACAUGAGUUAUUCUUGCAGAAAUGAAAAUGACACAAAAGACUUGUUAUAUUAGAGGGACUGCUCACGUUUUGUUUGUGUACAAGUGCAGAGGAUAGGAUCCAGAAGGCAUUAAAGGAAUAAUUAUCCCUUAAAAAGGCUAUUAGAAAAGAGACCUGGAGGGAAAUGUUAUGUCAACAUUGUUGUGGGAGCUCCUUCGCUGUUGUGCAGCAGAUUCUAAUCGCUCAUUUCUACUCCCACUGUAUCAUAGUUUAACACAACAAAAAACUAAAAUGUUUAUAUCUCUGAAGACAAAAAAGCUGUAAAAAAAGAAUAAAACCUUAAGUGAAUGUUGGAAAUUAGUCUUUUUGAUGUUCUUAUUAAAGUGUUUUUGGAGUUUAUUAUACUACUAGCACCCUGAUGGUUUUUUCCUUUUAGCUUUUAGAUAUUUUAUGGAAAACAAGAAAAAAGACCAAAAAAAAUAAGAUUUUUUAUUUUUGUUCACUUUUAUUUGUCCAUGCUGUACAAUGGCAGAGUCCUCUGGACAUAAUUUAUUCUAUUUCGAAAUACGCAUGCAGUAUAUGUGGCCUAUUGCAGGAAGAUAUUUUGUAAAUGUAGAUUUUGUUGUAUUAGGUCACCCUAGUAAUAAGAGGAAAGGGGAUUCAUACCCUUUUGGUGGAACAAUACUGCAAUAAAUUUUUCUACUUCU